This is a messenger RNA of Mobula hypostoma (lesser devil ray), 3015 nucleotides long. Its product is annotated as T-cell surface protein tactile. The record is from RefSeq and is a predicted model, not a curated record. Gene Ontology annotation, biological process: cell-matrix adhesion; inflammatory response. Lineage: Eukaryota; Metazoa; Chordata; Chondrichthyes; Myliobatiformes; Myliobatidae. The transcript has 7 exons. The coding region runs from base 375 to 1541 and encodes 388 amino acids.
GGGGAUUAGUCUUUAUAUUUUUUAUUGGGUUCUUUCAGGAUCCUUGUUUUGCAACUGUCUGUAAGCAAAUAAAUCUCAAGGUUGUAUAAUUUAUUUAUUCUUUGAUAAUAAAUGUACUUUGAAUUCUUGAGGUCUGAAAUGCAGCCAGAGCUUUCACAUUGAAAUUGAUGGGAAAUGUACAAAUCUUUACACAAUACAAUGUUUUCUUUAAAAGAGACUUGUUGUCUAUAAGAUGAUCUGAACACCUAUUAUGGAAAGCCCUGUUGAACGGAUGUGACUGCAUGAUAAGAUAAAACAAAGUUAAUACUCAUGAUAAUCCUGUAGUUCACUUCCUGUGCCGGGCUGGUAGACUCACCCAAAAUUGAAGAUCUGAUAUGGCUGAACAAGCAAAACAUAGCUAUACUCCAAUUUGGAUCUUUGCCUUGAUAAAUCUUGUCCAAGCUAUGCAAGGACUUAAAAUUGAGUAUGUUCCAAAGGUGACUGCAUCAGUUGGCGAGAACGUCACUUUAAAAUGCAUACUAUCAGGGCAGGAAACCGCAAGAGUUCUACAGAUCCAAUGGAGUGGUGAGACUAUUGAUCAUUCACUCAAUCAUUCAUUGAUCAUAAUUGCCAAUAAGGAUUAUGGCAUUUAUCACUUUCUGGAUUCAGUUAAAUUUGAGUCCCAAUCACCAACUGAAGGAAUGGCAAGUAUUUGUAUCACAAACGUACAAGAGUCUGCUGCUGGAACGUACACAUGUUCAGUAGUCACCUUUCCAGAAGGAAGUUUCAAGGUGUCAAUCAUUCUCACUGUUAUCAAAAAAGAUUUAUCCACGUCAUCAAUAAAACUGAUUACAUUCACCUCUCAACACACAAGUUGGCAAGACACUGAAUCUUAUUCAAGCACAGAAUUGACUACAAGCCCCAAGUUACCAUUUGUUACUGAUUCAUCAACUACACCAGCAGCUGCUUCUAACACCAGCUCAUUCACCAGUGCUGGAUUGUCUACUAUCUUUCAAGAAUCUCAGUCUUCAUAUACUGUUGUACCGUCCAUCAAUACUGAAAUUUCAAACAGUCCUGGACCAUCAUUUACCAAUGAGCUAUCAAACACAGAAGGACAGAUGAGCACUCUUCAGCCAUUAAUUAGUUUGGGGUCAUCUACAGGAUUUGUGAAAAGUUCAAAUGUACCAAUUGAUGAAACUAGUUUGUAUACAACAAUGAGCUGGAACAGAACAAUUGCCACAGACAUCACCAAAGAUGUGCCUCUGAUUAAGCAACACACAUCAAAGUUGCUGGUGAACGCAGCAGGCCAGGCAGCAUCUCUAGGAAGAGGUACAGUCGACGUUUUGGGCCGAGACCCUUCGUCGGGACUAACUGAAGGAAGAGCUGAUGCUGAAGAUUCAGUUUCACUGGCAGUGGUGGUAACUGUGAUCCUUAUCUUGGUGAUCUGUACUGCUUUGUUAUCUUGUCUUAUCAGACACUGGCAAGUCAGGAGGAAGCUAAAUGCACCACCACCAUUCAAGCCACCUCCUCCGCCAACAAAAUACACAGCAAUUCAAGUGUAAUCACAGAGUGAAGUCAACUGUUCAACAGAAUAUUGUCGUAUGAGCAAAGAAUCAUCAUGUGGAUGUGGAUCAGUAGGAGACUAUUUAACCCUGUUGAAUUUGUGCAACACACGCAAAAUGCCAGAGGAACUCAGCAGGGCAAGUUAGAAUUAAUAAGGUUGGUGAUGGUGUGGGAGAUGAUGGCCUGGUGCGUAAGUAAGAGGAAGUGUCUGACGGUUGUCGCUGGGCUUCAGCAAGGUAGAGUCAGUCUGCCAGACUACUACAGCAGCCCCUUAUCUAUAGAUUUGUUAGUGAGGUUAGGAUUAGUGUAGAGAGAGUGCAGAGCAGUGUGUUCAGAAGGAGGAAAGUUGGAAUUGUAGAGAGGAGUGGUGAAGUCGAGACAGUUGAUGUCCCAUCAGCAAUGAAAAGAUCCACAGCAGGCAGAGAACGAGGGUUGAAGAUGGGAGAAGGCCUGCUGAGUUCCUCCAGCAUUUUGUGUGUGUUGCUUGGGCUUACAACAUCUGCAGAUUUUCUAAUGUUUGCAAUUGAGUUUAUGUUGUCUCAAUAAUCCCCAGUAACAUUCCCAGAUACAGCCCUGCUCAUUAUCGUGCAUCAUAUCUAUGUGCUUCUUUUUAGUUGUCCUUAUCGAUGUUAUUUCCACCCUCCGUGCAGGUGGUGAAUUCCAGAUCCUAACUACAGUCUAGAUAUGAUUUUUGUUCACAUGCUCCUUCUACAUUCUGCUCUAAACUUUAAUAAUCUGCUUCUUGUUCUUUGAACCAUCCUUGGAUCAUGAUCUUGUACGGCUCUAGUGAGUUUCGUGGAAAUAUUCCAGCUUCUCAGAUCUAGCCUUACGAUUAAAAUCCCUCAUCCUGAAAACAUUUUUGUGAAUUUCUGUUGCACCCUCCAUCAUUCCUUCACACUCACAUUAAAGUAUGGCAAUCGGGAUUACAGGCAAUAGUCCAGUCACAAUAAAGCCAAUAUUUUAAAAAAUGCAACAUGGUUUAAAAAUUAAAAUUUCCUCAGUCACUGGAGGACUGAAAGAUCUUUAGACUGAAAUAUUAAUUCUGCUUUUCUUUUUCCAUAUGCUGCCUAACCUGUUGAGUGAAUUCAGUAUCCGGCAACAUAAUUUCUUCAUUUUUGAAUUAUGGCCCCAUAGGACUGCUGGUAAAUUGGAUUGGACAUUGGCUCGAUGGAAGAAGCCAGAGAGUGGUGGUAGAAAAUUGCUUCUCUGAGUGGAGGCCUGUGACUAGUGGUGUGCCACAGGGAUCAGUGCUGGGUCCAUUGUUAUUUGUCAUCUCUAUCAAUGAUCUGGAUGAUAAUGUGGUAAAUUGCAUCAGCAAGUUUGCUGAUGAUACAAAGAUUGGAGGUGUAGUAGACAGUGAGGAAGGUUUUUAGAGCCUGCAGAGGGACUUGGACCAGCUGGAAAAAUGGGCUGAAAAAUGGCAGAUGGAGUUUAAUACUGACAAGUGUGAGGUAUUGCAUGUUGGAAGGACAA